UAGCAAAUGAGCGAUGUGAUGACGUAUAUGUUAGGAAGCUAAGCACAGUCGCACUGAACCAUUUUCCCCUAAGACCUUCUCAUCUCGAUGGAGGAGAAACGCCGCGACGCCGCGUCUCACCCUCCUCCCACCGUCAAUUCGCCGGCGUCGGAGCCUGCAUCCUCGCGCCGCCGCGCCGGAAGCCAUAAGAGGAAGGCCAGCGCUCUCAACGCCUCCAAUUCCUCGUCGACGCCCUCCAAACGCAUUACACGCGAGAAGGCAUCGCCUCUUCACCCUCCUCCCCUCCAUAAUGGUCCCUUGACUAGGGCUCGGCAAAUCCCCAGCAACCUCUCCUCCGCCGCGUUGUAUUCGGCUGCUGGCGGCGGCUCCGCUUCUGCCCCCGCCGCGGUGAAACACUCGGAACGUGGUUCUCAGACCCAGGCUUUGGGUGGAGACUCGGUGGCGCUGGCGGAGCAGCUCGAGAAGGAGAGCGAGUGGGAAUCUAUAGAAGCUGCGAUCGAAGCGGAAUUCGAAGCAAUCAGAUCUCGUGGUACCAAUGCUCACGUGGUUCCGACUCAUUGUGGUUGGUUUUCGUGGUCAGAUAUCCAUCCAAUUGAGAAGCGUAUGUUGCCUUCUUUCUUUAAUGGCAAAACUGAAAAUCGGACUCAUGAUAUAUACAUGGAGAUACGGAAUUGGAUAAUGAAGAAGUUUCAUUCAAAUCCAAGCAUACAGGUUGAAUUAAAAGAUUUGUCAGAGCUUAAUGUUGGAGAUUUGGAUGCUAGGCAAGAGAUAAUGGAGUUUCUGGACUAUUGGGGUUUAAUUAAUUUCCACCCAUUCCCUUCUGUGGAUUCUGCUGUGGCCAGCACCAGUGAUGAUGGGGAAGCAGAAAAGAAUUCCUUGCUUGAAAAAUUGUAUCACUUUGAAAAUCUCCAAUUACGUCCUCCUGUUGUUCAAAAGACUAGCCUAAUGACUCCAGCCCUGAACUCUGGUUUGUUUCCAGAGUCUACAAUUGCUGAAGAGUUGGUGAAACAAGAGGGCCCAGCAGUUGAGAUGCUUGAGUACCAUUGCAACUCUUGUUCUGCUGAUUGUUCUCGCAAACGCUACCAUUGCCAGAAGCAGGCAGAUUUUGACCUAUGUACCGACUGCUUUAGUAAUAGAAGAUUUGGCUCUGGCAUGUCUUCGUUGGAUUUUAUACUCAUGGAACCAGCUGAAGUUGCAGGGGUCAGUGGUGGAAAGUGGUCUGAUCAGGAGACCCUUCUGCUCCUUGAAGCACUAGAACUUUAUAAAGAAAAUUGGAAUGAAAUUGCAGAACAUGUUGGAACAAAAUCAAAAGCUCAGUGCAUAUUGCACUUUGUUCAAAUGCCAAUUGAGGAUACCUUUGUUGACUGUGAUGACGAUAUUGAUGCUGGUUGCAAAGAAACUGCAGAUCCAGCUGCAAAAAACAACGAUUCCUCUGUGCACAAUGAUGCUUCAGAAUUUAUAGAGAAUGACGCUAGUGAUAUCAUCAAAGGCAAUGAUGAAACUUCUAAGGCUGAAGAUGUUAAAGUGAAAGUUAGUCAGGAGGCUCCAAAGUUACAAGAUGGUAGUGAUGAGAAAACUAGUGAGGGAACUUCUAAAUCAGAAGAAGAUGCUGUUGAAGUGAAAUUUGGUCAGGAUGCAGGCAAGGACUGUGCUCUAAAUGCUCUUAAGGAAGCAUUUGCAGCGGUUGGUUAUUCUCCUGGACCUGAAGGCCCAUCUUCAUUUGCUGAAGUGGGUAAUCCUGUCAUGGCAUUGGCAGCUUUCCUUGCACGUUUGGUGGGUUCUGAUUUGGCCGUUGCUUCAGCUCAUAGCUCCUUAAAAUCCAUGUCUGGAAAUUAUCCUGGCACUGAGCUUGCUGCAAGGUGUUGCUUUCUUCUGGAAGAUCCACCAGAUAAUAAGAAGGAACCAAGUAGUUCUGAGAGGGAUUCUAAAAGUGAGGGAGACCAGGAUGACAUAAAUGUAAAACAGGAUAAACCGAUGUUAGAUGAUAAAGAUUUACCAAAUGAUCACAAUAACAUGAAAAUUGGAAAUAAUGCUUUAGAAGACAAGAGACAGCUGGUUUCUACAGCUGAUGGAGCCACAGAUAAACCAAUUUCUUCAAAGGAGAAAGCAGUUAUUAAUCAUGAGUGUGGGCUCGGCAAUUGUAAUGAUCCCAGCAAUUCAAAGCUACCCAAUGAUCAAGCACCGGGCGCUAUGCAUGAUUCAGGUGGUUCAACAUCCAAGGCUGAAAUUCCACCUAGUUCUGAGGAGGUUCAGGAGAAAACUCUGAUAGAAGAACCUUGCCAUCUUGUAGAGGAACUAAAGGACGGGCAUGCAUCUGAUUCUCUUCCAUCAGAAAAGAAAGAACUCCAACAGUCAAUUAAAUCCAAUAUACCGGAAGAGCAUCCAAAGCCAUCAGAUACACCAAAAUCUGCCGAGAUGGUGUCUGAUUCUAUGCCCUCAGACAUGCCUCAAAAACCACUUUCUACAAAUUCAGUUGGUGAGUCUCUGGAACCGACAGACUCAGUAAUGGAUGUUGAUAUGGUUUCUAAUUCCUUGCCAUUAGAGAAGAUAGAAUCCCAGCCACUAUCUACAUCAACAUCAUCCCAAUAUAAUGGGACGGAAAAGGAUGUAGAUAUGAUAUCACCUUCACAUCCAGUUGGAUCAAAUUCUGGUGCUGAAAAUGACGCAAAUACAGGGGCAGGUCAAGAUCAUGCAGAAAAUGGCACAACAGUGAAAGAUGUUGGUACAAAGUCUAAACAGGAUAACAGUUCUGAGAAAUUGAAACGUGCUGCAGUUUCUACGCUUGCUGCAGCAGCAGUAAAGGCAAAACUUCUAGCAAAUCUGGAAGAAGACCAAAUCCGACAACUUACUUCUUCAUUGAUAGAAAAGCAGUUGCAUAAGUUGGAAACAAAAAUGGCUUUUUUCAAUGAUGUGGAGAAUGUGGUGAUGAGGGUAAAGGAGCAUUUGGAGCGGUCACGGCGUAGGCUUUACCAUGAGCGUGCUCUAAUAAUUGCGUCCCGGCUUGGUAUACCAGCUUCCUCAUCUAGAGGCGUAACACCAUCCUUACCAACCAAUAGAAUUCCUAUCAAUUUUGCAAACUCACUCCCAAGAUCACAAAUCAUGAUGAAUCCCCAAAGGCCACUGAUUUCUAGACCGGUGGGCACUGUAGCUACCACUCUUCCAAACCCAUUAGCAUCUGCAACUGCAGCUGGAAAUUCAGUUCGGCCAUCCAGCCAGGAAAAGCUUUCUUCUGUUGGGACACGCUAAAUAUUGAGUAAAUAUGGGAAAAAGUUCUUGUCUUCUUACUUAUUGAUCACCUGCCACCAUUUUGACAAUCCAUUUCUUUCAAAGGUCAAGUGCUGGCUAGGACUAACUCCAAAUUGACAACUAUUGGGAAUUCAGUGACCAGAAUAGUGCAUUUGAAGCUCAUCUUUUCCCCGUUAUUAGGAGCAGCCAGAGAUGAGAGGACGGAGUAAUAGAAAUAGUAGAGCGAUUGUUUUUUUUUUUUUUUUUUUUUUUUGAGGCGUUGAACUUGAACAAGUGGAUAGUUGUUGUCCUGUAACUUACAUGCCAUUCACUACUUCAUUCUUGGAUAGAGCAUAGUGAAAUUUGUAUUACUUUAUAAAGAAUAUAUAGCUGUUUGGGGAUGCUCAAAACAAGUAUUGGCUACCCGAGAUGGUUUCUUUUUCCCCUAUCAUUUCUUUAUUUUGAUAUGCAUCUCAACCUUCCUUUCCCACUUCACUUUGUAGGUCGAGGAACCUCCCUUUUCAGCGGACUUUUAACAGGUCCAUUUUAUUAUAUUCCCUAUUGCUGCCUGGAGUUCGCUAAGAUCAAAGCGAGAGAAAACCAAGAAAUUGUAGGCCAUUAUUUAUGUAAAAAUCCUUUCAGCCUCACAAUUCAUGCACGACUCCAUGAAACCUUAGCAAUCUUCCAUCCCGACAAUAAUUAUGAUUUAUGAACAAUAUUUACAUACUCGUAACUCCCGA
Messenger RNA from Gastrolobium bilobum, 3965 nucleotides. RefSeq names its product SWI/SNF complex subunit SWI3D-like. The record is from RefSeq and is a predicted model, not a curated record. The coding region runs from base 88 to 3246 and encodes 1052 amino acids. The transcript has 9 exons. NCBI's taxonomy places the organism in Eukaryota, Viridiplantae, Streptophyta, Magnoliopsida, Fabales, Fabaceae. Gene Ontology annotation, molecular function: zinc ion binding; protein binding.